ACAGAAUGGAUUCUAGGAUGACUAAGCACUAUGGUGUGGAUGAGUGUGAUCCCAAGAAAAUAGUGGACUUAUUCUUCUCUCCAGAAACUUUUCCAGAAACCACUACAAAUAUGAUGACAUUUCUCCAUACAGCAUUCGCUACAGGUUGUGCUUCAGGAAAAUCCCUGAUUGAUAUCAGUUUUGGGCCCAUCAUAUUUCACCUUCUGCCAAUCUGUGAAUUCUUGGAAGAGAUUACUGUGCUGGAAAUCAGUGACCUUUGCAUGGAGGAAUUGGUGAAAUGGUGGAAUAAAGAUACGGAUACCUAUGACUGGACCCACGCCUUAUCACUAUUGGCAGAGACAAAUGGAAGCAGUGACGGAUGGGAAGAAAAAGAAGACACACUGAUAAGUAAAAUAGAACAUAUCGGAAAAUGUGACUUCAGACAAAACAACCCCACAGAUCCCUUAGUGCUGCAGAAAGUGGACUGUGUGAUGAGCUUGUGGGUGCUGGAUAUGAUUAGCAAAGACCAGGACUCUUACUGCCAAAACUUAAAAAAGAUAUCUUCUUUAAUUAAGCUAGGAGGCUAUAUCUUUAUAUUUGGAGGCAUCAACACCAGCUAUGUUACAAUUGCGGAGCACAAGUACCAUUUCUUAAACUAUGACGACAAUUUUUUAAAAGAUGCUCUAAGUGACGAAGGGUACAUUAUUGAACAUUAUCAGUACCUGGAGAAGGAACCGGCUUGUGAACUUAUAGACCGUGUGACAACAGUUUUUGUUGUUGCCCGCAAAGUAAGAGAGGUUAAGAACUGUAAGACCUAGCGCUUCCCUUGUCUAUUUUUAGGUCGGAUCUGUCACGGACAAAAUUUAAAAAGUUUCUUAUUUUCAGUUAUCUAUAAUUCUUACAUAUUUGCUUUUAUUUAAUUUUUAGUAUGGCCUUUCUCAUGUCACAUGUCAGUGACAUUACAUGCAAAGAAGAGGUAGGAGACACACUCAGAGGUAUUCUAGUGGGCUAAUAAGAAACCCUGCUCCUGGCACUGUUUAUGUAAGAAUGGGGGAAUACUGUAAAAGGGUAUUUUAAAAAAAAAUGUCCCUACUUGUUCCAACAAGAAUGUAUUUUAAUUGGUAGGUUUCUGUAACCAAAUUAGGUGUUUCUGUAGCUGCGCAUUAUUAUUACAGUUUAGUUUGAACUAUGUUAAAUUGUUCUACAUAACUUUUAGAUCACUUAUAUAACUUCUACAUAACUUUUCCAGACAACUCAGUAAAAAUAAGGAUUACUAUUACUGUCCCUAGGCAAUAUCCUGAUUCAAUAAAUGAU
Molecule: messenger RNA, 1293 nt
Organism: Pseudophryne corroboree (corroboree frog)
Lineage: Eukaryota; Metazoa; Chordata; Amphibia; Anura; Myobatrachidae
Product: indolethylamine N-methyltransferase-like
Exons: 3
Coding region: 6-797 (263 amino acids)
Cellular component (GO): cytosol
Molecular function (GO): N-methyltransferase activity
Source: RefSeq, a predicted model, not a curated record